Hippocampus comes (tiger tail seahorse) is the source of this 1117-nucleotide messenger RNA. Its product is annotated as acidic mammalian chitinase-like. Gene Ontology annotation, molecular function: chitin binding. Gene Ontology annotation, cellular component: extracellular region. Lineage: Eukaryota; Metazoa; Chordata; Actinopteri; Syngnathiformes; Syngnathidae. The record is from RefSeq and is a predicted model, not a curated record. The transcript is spliced from 4 exons. Gene Ontology annotation, biological process: carbohydrate metabolic process. The annotation marks the transcript as partial.
AACUCCUCUGUGUUCCAUUGGCUGGAUAUGGGAGCACCAGCAGAGAAGCUACUCCUGGGUUUCCCUUCAUAUGGAAGAACCUACCGCCUUCGCACUGGUGCUACUGGCCUGGGAGCACCAACAAACGGACCAGCUGACGCCGGGCCAUACACUCGCACGGCUGGUUUCUGGGCUUACUAUGAGGUCUGCGACUUCAUCUCCAGUGCUUCGGUUGGAUGGAUUGAUGAACAGAGGGUUCCAUAUGCUACCUUUGGCAGUGCUUGGGUUGGCUAUGAUGACCAGCGCAGCUUUUCAUCCAAGGUUGAGUGGAUGACAGGCAGGAACCUGGGAGGUGCUCAUGUGUGGACUCUUGACAUGGAUGACUUUGGUGGAUCCUUCUGUUCAGCUGGCUCAUAUCCACUCAUCAACCACCUCAGGAUGUCAAUGGGCUUCCCCCCUAAGCCUACCACCACCCCAGCUCCGACCACCACCAGGGACCCCAUUGCCAGUUUCUGUCAUGGUCGCCCUGAUGGCCUGUACCCGAACCCAGUUGACAGCACCACCUACUUCCAGUGCUUCAGAGGAAACACCUACAAGCAUCACUGCCAGCCUGGUCUCAUUUACUGGGACUCCUGCAAGUGCUGCAAUUGGCCUUGAAGCAGUAUGGCUGAAAUAAAAAUAUUUGGCAGAAAGUUUGCAAUGUUAUGUAAACAUCUUGAACAAAACAGUAGCUAAAUCUGUCAUUGACUCAUUAAACAUUUGUUAAUGUAUCAUUUCAUAUGACUUUCACAUUUCAUCAAUUUCACAUUUUGUCGACUCAAGAAUGGAGUAGUAAACCAUCUUUAAAUGCAUUCAUUUCAGGGUUUUCAAGUUGCUGCCAUGUUGAGAUGAAAACUCCAAAAGGAAUAUUUGUUCAUUUUAAUAUUGUUUUUUUUCCCCCUGGAUGUAACGACUGAAAAAAAAAGGAUUUGAUUAUUGCUGCUCUGCUUUUUUUUUUCCUCCUUGAAAGUGAACAUUGAAGUCAGCCAAGGAAAAUGUUUAUCAUUGAACUUGAAAAUGUUGUUGAACAUAGCCAUUGAACUAUGAUUUAAACAGAAAAUAUGCCACAUGCACUGGAUUAAAGUUAUUAGGACCUGAU